AUGAAGGUUAAAUCUUUCGAAUGGUCAGAAGUAUCGUUGUAUCUUCCCGCAAAGAGGAAUGAAGAAGAGGUGUGCUUGUUGGAUAAUGUGAGUGGACUGAUGAAGCCUGGGGAAAUCAUGGCACUUAUGGGUCCGUCAGGAUCAGGAAAGACUACUUUAUUGAAUAGGUUAUCAAAUAGAAGUAAUCCCAAGUCUUCAAGACAUACUGGGGAUAUAUUAAUUAACAACGAAGUCGCCACACUGGCAGAUUUAAAAGAAGUUUCCAACUAUGUGGAACAAGAAGAUUCGUUAGUAGGCUCUUUAACAGUCAAAGAAACAGUGGAAUUUAGUGCUAAAUUUGCAAAUAUUCCAAAAAGACACAGAGGUGAUCUAGUGAAUGAGAUCAUUAGUCUUUUGGGCUUAGAGAAUCAAAAAAAUUUGAAAAUUGGGACACCAUUGCAGAAGGGAAUCUCAGGUGGACAAAAGAGAAGAACAAGCAUUGCGUCACAAGUAUUAGGAAAACCGCAAAUACUAUUUUUGGACGAGCCUACGUCAGGGUUAGACUCAGUUGCCUCUAGAGAAGUCAUUAAUACCUUGAAAAAGAUCGCAAUUAGUGAAGGGAUAAUUGUAAUCGCAUCAAUUCACCAACCUUCUACUUUCACCUUCCAAUUGUUUGACAAAGUUAUGUUUUUGUCGAAAGGUAUGCCUAUUUAUAACGGUAGAGUUUCAGAGAUCCCUGAUUAUUUUAAAUCGAUUCAUUAUGAAAUUCCUAGAUAUUACAAUCCUUCGGAAUUUAUUUUAGACCUUAUCAACACAGAUUUUUCCAAUAGUAUCACUAAUGACGAAGAGUCAACUAUAGGUGACAAGGAAUUGAUUGUAAAUGAUUUAGUUAACAAAUGGCGCAAAGUUGAAGAACGCCAAAAGGCACAACAAGUUGAUGAAAACUAUUCAGAUUUUCAAUCAGAGAAAGCAACACUGAAGGAAAAAAAUGAAUUCUUGUUACCUUGCAUUAGAUUUAAGAAUAUUCUUGUCAGAGAAAGUAACCGUACACGUAUUUUGUUACAAAGAUUGCUAAUCAAAUCAAGACGAGAUGUUUUGGCAUACUAUGUAAGAAUUAUUAUGUACUUAGGCCUAGCAGUCUUGAUGGGAACAGUAUGGCUAAGAUUGAAUAAUAACCAAGACAAUAUCCAGCCCUUUACUAAUGCCAUCUUUUUUUCUGGUGCUUUUAUGUCAUUUAUGUCAGUUGCAUACAUACCCUCUUUUAUUGAAGAUUACAAUAGCUAUAAGAAAGAAAAGAUGAAUGGAAAUUAUGGACCUUUUUCAUUUGUUUUAUCAAAUUUCAUUAUUGGUGUUCCAUUUUUAUUCAUUAUAGCUUUAUUAUUCAGCAUAGUCACUUACUUUAUGUGUCACUUCCAUGAUAGCUCAAAAGGCUUUGGUUACUAUGUUAUGUGGCUAUUCCUUGAUUUGCUUGCUGCUGAAUCGAUGACUGUGUUCAUUGCUUCUAUUUUCCCGAACUUUGUCGUAUCCUUGGCAUUGACAGCAUUUGCAAAUGGGCUAUGGAUGUCAGUUGGAGGCUUUUUGGUUAGUAGCAAAAUUUUGAACGAUUUCUGGUAUUACACUUUCUAUUGGAUUAAUUACCAAAGAUAUGUAUUUCAAGGAAUGAUGUUCAACGAGUUUGAACAUCGUAUAUUUGAUUGUGACUCAAACUGUCACUGCUUAUAUGAGUCAAGUUUGUCUAGUCAAUGUAAGAUUGCAGGCACGGCAGUAUUAGAGAAUCUAGGCUAUUCCAACAACGACAAGGGCCUUUGGAUCGGAAUAUUAAUUGUAUUAAUAUUUGUAUUUAGGUUGGGAAGUUAUGCUGCUCUAAAGGUAAGAAAAUGA
Debaryomyces fabryi is the source of this 1860-nucleotide messenger RNA. RefSeq lists its product as uncharacterized. The coding region runs from base 1 to 1860 and encodes 619 amino acids. Gene Ontology annotation, molecular function: ATP binding; ABC-type transporter activity; ATP hydrolysis activity. The transcript has a single exon. Gene Ontology annotation, cellular component: membrane. Lineage: Eukaryota; Fungi; Ascomycota; Pichiomycetes; Serinales; Debaryomycetaceae. The record is from RefSeq and is a predicted model, not a curated record.